UGAAUAUUUAAAUCCUUGCAGUUGUCCAACGAUGGAAGCCACUCCACCCAGUAAACGGAAGAGGAAGGCAAACUGGGGGGAGAAAGAAACUUUCCGCCUGGCAGAACUGUACAUGGAUGAGGUACAAACCUUGAAGUCCAGCUUCAAGAUGCCGGGAGUUUAUAACAUGAAGAAACAUGAGAUAUGGGAACAAAUAGCCGAGGAGUUGAAUAACUCAUUCAACAACUACAGGACCUCGGCUGAAGUGAAGAAACGCUGGUUCUUCAUAAGUUCCCGGUCUCGGCAAAAAAUCCAGCGAUUCCGUGAGGAACGGAAUAGGACAGGUGGUGGUCCUCCUCCCCCUCCACUGGAUCCCAUUGACGAACUAAUUGAGGAUAUUCUGGGACCAGACAGCAAAACAAUAAUGGGUGAGCCUCAAGUCGAUGAUCUGAUGGAUGUCCUGCGUGCUGACAUAAAGGACGUGAGACCUGCUGCAGGAGGAGCAACAGCAGAUCCGUUGGUCGGUAUCAAUAGCCACGAAUCUGCAGAUGCACCAACUGUAAUAUAUGUUGAUGCAUCUGCAGAAGAAGCGCUUCCCCCUUCAUCCACCCCCUCAGAAGAUCCCACCACGGGACAAAUGGGAGCUGUAAAGGCAGUGGAGUCUGCUGCCCAGGAACACAAGGCAGCUGCUCAGGCAGUGGCAUCCGCUGCACGGGCCCAAGAGGCAGCUGCCCGAGCACAGGAGUCCGCUGCGAGGGCCAAGGAGUCCGCUGCGAGGGCCAAGGAGUCCGCUGCGAGGGCCAAGGAGGCAGCUAUGCGGGCCAAGGAACAGGCUGCCAAGGAGAAAAUUGAGGCCAUGAGGCUUAAAGCUAGAUACUAUAAAUUUAAACUAGAAAAUAAUUAAACAUACAACCAAA
Eriocheir sinensis (Chinese mitten crab) is the source of this 896-nucleotide messenger RNA. RefSeq lists its product as uncharacterized. The record is from RefSeq and is a predicted model, not a curated record. Lineage: Eukaryota; Metazoa; Arthropoda; Malacostraca; Decapoda; Varunidae. The coding region runs from base 32 to 883 and encodes 283 amino acids. The transcript is spliced from 3 exons. Gene Ontology annotation, cellular component: nucleus.